ACCAGCACAUGACACGUCUGUUCCUCUGUUCUGUGCUGGCUUUGGGUCUCAUGGCGCUCUGGUUGACUGUGGUCCUCACCCUUGCCUGCCUCGGUGGCCUUGCUGCCCCAGGCCCAGUGCCUCCUCCAUCCCCAGCCUUCAGGGAGCUCAUUGAGGAGCUGGUCAACAUCACGCAGGACCAGAAGGCUCCCCUCUGCAAUGGCAGCAUGGUGUGGAGCGUCAACCUGACAGCUGGCGAGUACUGUGCAGCCCUGGACUCCCUGAUCAAGGUCUCCAACUGCAGUGCCAUCCAGAAGACCCAGAGAAUGCUGAGUGGCCUCUGCACACACAAGAACACUGCUGGGCAGGCUUCCACCAUGCCCAUCCCGGACACCAAAAUUGAAGUGGGCCAGUUUGUGAAGAAACUGCUCAGUCAUUUACGGUGUCUUCUUCGCCAUGGAAAGCUCCCCUGAAGCAUGAGAUAUGCAGAAAUGGGCCCUGAUUAUUGAAGUUGCAGAUUCAUUUUCUUACCAAUGUCAGAAACUGUGGGGGACAUGGGGAGGAGGGGGGAAGGGAAAGAUUGCCUUAGCUUAGACCUCAGCCUGUGCCACCUGCCUUCAGCUGUACCAACCCUUGCCUGGGUGCCUGGGGCUCAGCCUAGUGGCCUCCUUUGUCCAGGGCUCCGAGCUCAAGGGACCCGGAGUGAAGACACUUCCCUGCACCUGGACCCCUCCCUAGGGGUAGCAUUCCAGUGGGUGCUGUUCUUGCCAGACAGGGACCUGCUUCACACAGGGUGACUGACUGAAGCAGAGACAGCUCAGGCCCAUUUCUUCUUAGUCUUAUUUAUUAUUGUGUGUUAUUUAAGUGAGUGUCUGUUAGUGUUGGGGUGGGGGAGGCUUUCGCUGCCUGAGUGCCUAUGACUUGGGGCUCUAGCGGAAAGCAGUGGGCAUUGGUGGGGUCCCUAGUAACAAGUACUGUGCACACAAUCCUGCUACCUCACUGGGGCUCUGGGGCCAAGGAGUAAUUUAUUAUUUUGUCCUCAUAUUUAAAGUUAAGUAUUAAAUAUGUUAGCAAAGAGUUAAUAAUAUAUGGAAAGGAGGCCUACAACAAUGAAGGCCGCAUGUGUGUGGACUGGGGGAGGGGGGUCA
Messenger RNA from Marmota monax (woodchuck), 1127 nucleotides. It is a transcript of the gene Il13, whose product is annotated as interleukin 13. The coding region runs from base 9 to 452 and encodes 147 amino acids. Gene Ontology annotation, cellular component: extracellular region. Gene Ontology annotation, molecular function: cytokine receptor binding. NCBI's taxonomy places the organism in Eukaryota, Metazoa, Chordata, Mammalia, Rodentia, Sciuridae. The record is from RefSeq and is a predicted model, not a curated record. The transcript is spliced from 4 exons. Gene Ontology annotation, biological process: immune response.